Molecule: messenger RNA, 2588 nt
Organism: Hemicordylus capensis (graceful crag lizard)
Lineage: Eukaryota; Metazoa; Chordata; Lepidosauria; Squamata; Cordylidae
Gene: SMIM19
Product: small integral membrane protein 19
Exons: 3
Coding region: 93-458 (121 amino acids)
Source: RefSeq, a predicted model, not a curated record
AAGCGUUUGCAGAAUGUGACGUCAUCCCAUCGCCGCCACCCGGCUUCCUAUGUUGGCUACAUCUUUGGACGUAUUUUAUUAUUGAGUCGACCAUGGGCGGUGCUGCGGGGGCUGCCGCCGCUGCUGUUCGAGGCGCACUGGGUGAAAGUGGUGGGGGAGGUCCGGCCGCGAUGGAUUAUUCGGUCCACGAGGCUUGGAACGAAGCCACCAACGUCUACCUGCUGGCGGUGCUGGCCAGCCUGGCCCUCUUAGUGUACGCGCGCAGAAAUAAAAGGAAGAUUAUGAGGAUUUUUACACUACCUCCAACUGUAGAAGUACCAGCUGAGCCAAAUUUUUAUGACAGCGUGAAAAAAAUUCGUUUGCGACAGCAGUUAGAGAUGUACUCUAUCGCAAGGAAGUAUGACCAGCAGCAGCAGCCACAGAAACAGACUGAUAGUGUUCAGCUUUUGGUGGAAUGAAGUUUUGAAUCUUUGAAGUCAAGAAACUGUGCUGAGGAUAACAGGACAAUUGAGAUCUGAUUACUUUAAAUGCAAUUUUAAUGAUAUAUAGUUUGUUUUUGAAAACAAAACAAAACAAAAAACCCCACCACCAACCCCAAAAUUAACCUACAGUUAUUAUAUUCAGUAUCAGUCCUAUUUAAAUGCACCUGAAAUGUUUUCUGAAAUUGGAUGAAUGUCUAAUAGAUCUCAGUCCUGUUUUCCAGCUUGUAUUAUAAAUUAUAAAAACCAGGACUUCACAGGAGUACUGAGAUGUUCAGUAUGGGUGCUGCAAUUGUUCCCAUUGGUGGUUGCAAGAGAAAUGAGAUAGUACCUUGUGUGCCACAAUCAUGUCAAUAGACUGGUGCCAGCUGUGAGAGAGAACCUAUAUUAGGGGAGAUUCAGUAAAUAAUAAAUUUACUGUUUAGAUGACAAAAUAUAGAAGAAGAGAUUAAAAUCUUGGGUGAUGCAUUUCUUGCUGUUAGAUCCAAAGAAAGUGUGUAGUGCAAAUAGCAGUACUAUGCCUACCAUGUCUGUUUUGUUAUAGACUACUCCAUCAGCCAAGUAAGCCAGAAUGCUUGCACACUUUCAGGUGGAGACUCCACAGGCAUGAAUAUUUCACUCUUUGCUUAUUUUAAUGUAUUCCUUGUCUUCAGUCUUGUUUAAUCUUUUUAAUUCUAUUUUAAUUCUGUCUUGUUUUCUUUUAAAUUCUAUGUAGUUUGUUUUUUAAGAAGCCAUGCAAGUUAAGAUUACCUGUGACCACAGACCUUAAUGGAGCUAAGCUAUUCAAAGUCAAAGCACUUGUGCUAAAGUAGGUCAUGGUCCUAGUGAUAACUAAACAUUUAAAAUAGCAAUUAAGUCUGAUUUGGAUUAAGUCUGUAGUAAAGCUGAAAUUCUUUGAGUGAUGGGAAGCUUUUCUUCCUGUUUUUCUAAAUAGAAUAUUAACACUUUAAUGAAGAGCUGUUACACAUAGCUGCAGUGUUUACAGCUGGAAUUGCUUGGAAAAUUGAUCCACCAGCAGUAGUCCAUAUUCAUGCAUAUGCUGCUACUGCCAGUGGAACUAUACAAUAAUUUAUAGUAUGAAUAAUUUAAUAUGUAGGCACUUAUUAACAUCUGAAGAAAUGUGUAAAACUUGGGCAUGUUUUGAGAACUUGAAUUUGAUGUAUGUAUUAUAAACUGCAUCACAAUGUGGGUAGUAUGCAUCUAACUUCAAAAUAAAGUUCAAAUUUGAGAAAAUUUCUGCCUGGGGUUAAAUAGCUCUGACAUUCUGUGCUAUUUUUCCAUUUAUUCCUUGCUUUUCUGAACUGUUGUCCUGUGUUUAAACUCUUGUAGGGAAAGCAUGUGUUAAAAUACCUAAACAUGGCAAGGGUUCCUGAUUUUUCAAGACAUUUCUAAUGUGGCUUUGUGAUGCUUUGGUACAGUAAUGGUACAUUGCUAGUUGGUAACUGCUCUAAGGAGAUUCAUACUAAUAAUUAGAGAGCAACAAGAGAAGAAAGAGUGCAAUAGUCCAGCUUUAUGGAUUUAGUCUAUAUACCAUGUAAUGACUGGUUCAGGGGAUUCCUGGGCAAGCUCAACAUCCAAGCUGAAUUAUCUGGUGCAGACCGGAGAAUUCAGCAUUGAAGAUGAAAUUUCCACUUGCACUGGCAUAGUCUUAAAAGGAGCUAAUCAGACAACAAAUCAAAGGCUGAUGCUCACAUUAUAUCGGGAUAGCUUGUGUAGAUGCAAGAGCCAUCUGCAUUCAUCUUAGUUUUUCAAUCUGUAUCUGCAUUCAUGGGUGCAAUACUGUGUGAGCUUUAGUUAGCAGUUCUUAGCUGCAGCAACUUCUGUGUUCAGUACAACAAAGAAGGCAAGUGAUGCAGAUGGAUAUCUGAAGAUGAAUAUGCUGUGUAUGUCUGAAGAACAAAAGUAUAUAAACUAGUUCUUCAGCUUUUCCUUGCUAAUUUAGGAUUGUAUAUUAUUCCUGUCAGGGAAUGGAUCAUUAUUUACUGUACAUCCAAUGCUACAGUGAAAUCUGUGUUCAGGAUGAUUUAGCCUAAAAUGUGCCACAUGGCCCUUAUAUAUAAAAUGUUUCUGUAUUUUAUUUUUGAUUAUAGUAAAAUACAUUUAAAGCUA